Mixia osmundae IAM 14324 is the source of this 687-nucleotide messenger RNA. RefSeq lists its product as uncharacterized. The transcript has 3 exons. The record is from RefSeq and is a predicted model, not a curated record. Lineage: Eukaryota; Fungi; Basidiomycota; Mixiomycetes; Mixiales; Mixiaceae. The coding region runs from base 1 to 687 and encodes 228 amino acids.
AUGACGCAGCGACAUGCCUUGGCGUAUUCACCAAGCUACUUAAACGGCCGUUUUGACCUUUAUCACUCAACAACGCUCCUCGACAAGAUGCAUACCCAAGCAAUCAUGACGCUAGCGGCACUUCUUGCACCUCUCGCUCUGGCACUACCAGCAAACUACGAUCACAAGUCCGAAGGCAGCAAAGACUAUCCGACAAGCGGCGGUCUAAACAUCUUUGACUUUUCAUCGACCUACAGUGCCUAUGCCACGCCGGGUAUGGUCGUCAACGCCAAUAACUCGUAUACGGGCGGUCAAGAAGGAUCAUCGGGCGAGUUCCACUUUGGCAUCAACGCUCGACAGAACGUCAUUUGCUACAAUAUCACGGUAUACCUCGCACCAAACUCAACGUACCAGUCGCCUGCCCGGACUGCCACACAUAUUCACCAAGGCACAGUAGGCCUUGCAGGUCCACCACGACUGACAUUCCCGAACCCCGUCUUGGACGAUUCCGGCUACGGCCAAUCCAUCGGCUGUCUGCAAGGACCUUUCGAGACCGGCGUGCUCAGCAACGGCACUGAUACUGCGGCCAACUUCACCGUAGCUGCCAUCGAGCGCUCGCCUUCGUCCUUCUUUGCAGACACGCAUACUUCCGAUGCCGUGCCGGGCGCUGUUCGCGGACAGCUGACACUCACUGGUACAAUCUACUAA